Messenger RNA from Syzygium oleosum, 1262 nucleotides. RefSeq names its product gibberellin 2-beta-dioxygenase 2-like. The coding region runs from base 67 to 1050 and encodes 327 amino acids. The transcript has 3 exons. Gene Ontology annotation, biological process: gibberellin catabolic process; response to light stimulus. NCBI's taxonomy places the organism in Eukaryota, Viridiplantae, Streptophyta, Magnoliopsida, Myrtales, Myrtaceae. The record is from RefSeq and is a predicted model, not a curated record.
UUCUCUCUUUCAUGUCCGUGUAAAGGGAAAGAAGAACAGAGACAGAAAACAGAAAAGCCAGCGGCGAUGGUGGUGGCGAGCCCGAGCCCGAGACGGACCGAGAAGGUCAUCCAGGCCGCGGAGCUCCCGGCGGUCGACCUCUCGCCGUCGGGGAGAUCCGCGGCGCCGCGGCUCAUCGUGGAGGCCUGCGAGAGGUACGGCUUCUUCAAGGCGAUCAACCACGGCGUCCCCGCCGAGGUGGUGUCGAGGAUGGAGGAGGAAAGCGCCGGCUUCUUCGCGAGGCCCGCCUCCGAGAAGCGGCGCGCCGGGCCGGCCGACCCGUUCGGGUACGGCAGCAAGAGCAUCGGGUUCAACGGCGACGUCGGGGAGGUGGAGUACCUGCUCCUCGAGUCCGACCCCGCCUACGUGUCGCGAAGGUCCGCCAGCAUCUCCGACGACCCCACCCAAUUCAGCGCUGCUGUGAAUGGUUACAUAGAAGCGGUUAGGGGCCUGGCCUGUCACAUAUUGGAUCUGAUGGCGGAGGGCCUGCGGGCCCCGGACACGUCCGUCUUCAGCAGGCUCGUCCGGGCCCCCGACAGCGACUCGGUCUUCAGGAUCAACCACUACCCCCGGUCCGGCGCCGUCCUCCACGGCGAGGUCGGGUUUGGGGAGCACUCCGACCCUCAGAUCCUGACCGUCCUCAGAUCCACCGACGUGGGCGGCCUCCAGAUCUCCCUUGAGGACGGGGUGUGGACCCCGGUGCCCCCUGACCCCGCGGCUUUCUGGAUCAACGUGGGUGAUGUUUUGCAGGCUAUGACGAACGGGAGGUUCUUGAGCGUGAGGCACAGAGCACUGACCAACCCGUUCAAGCCAAGAACGUCCAUGGCGUUCUUCGGGGCGCCUCCGCUCCAUGCACGGAUCGCUCCCCAGCUGGAACUGGUAGCUCCUCGAAGGCCCUGCCUCUACAAGCCCUUCACCUGGGCCGAGUACAAGAAGGCCGUCUACUCCCUCAGGCUCGGGGACACGCGGCUCGACCUCUUCAGAGCUAGCAAAGAAGACGGCAUCGAUUAGCGAGCAGGUGAAAAGGAGGAGGAGGAGAAGAUGGUCUUCUCGUUUUUGCUUUUUUUCUCUCUUUUGUUGUUGGGUCUGUCGUGAAGUGAAUUUUGGGUGUGCGGGUUCUUGUCCCCUUCCUCUCUGUUAGCAGCAAGAGAAGCUUCCCGGUGUUAGUGUCUGGAUUGGUGUAAGUAAGGGCGAAUGAAAGGUAUCUUAGGCGAUAAAUGUUA